Messenger RNA from Centruroides sculpturatus (bark scorpion), 738 nucleotides. RefSeq lists its product as uncharacterized. The transcript is spliced from 4 exons. The record is from RefSeq and is a predicted model, not a curated record. Bases 1 to 738 code for a protein of 245 amino acids. NCBI's taxonomy places the organism in Eukaryota, Metazoa, Arthropoda, Arachnida, Scorpiones, Buthidae.
AUGGCUGCCAUUUGCGUGAAUAUUGAAAUACAAUCGAGCUAUACCAGAGCUCUGGUAUGUACGGUGUACCUCUAUCUCUGCUUUCAAUACGAAAUUGCUCUAUGGUUAUGGUGUUUCAUAGUAGCAAUUCUAAUAGGCAUUGCAAUAAUCGGAAGAUUUAAUGCUAUAUCAAAUCAGUUACAGCGUGCCACGGCAAAUUGGCCAAAGAGUCAAAUCGAUAACUUGAUUGCCAAACAUGUCGAGCUGUGCGAUUACAUACAUCAGUUCAAUAGCAAAUGGAACGAAUAUAUCAUGCUCCUUUACGGUAUUAUUAUAUAUUUGGCAGCCAUAUUAACUUACAAUGCGAUUUUCACCGAACUUCCUAGCUAUUUUCAUGCCAUCAUGUUCAUUGCUGCCACAUUUUGCAUGUUUCUUCUGGUUAUAGGAGCUUUUGCAUGCUCUCGUUUUUUUGCAUCAGCUUACGAUUCGUUUCAGGAGGUGAGAAGAUUGGGUGCUGCGAGUCGUCGAUUACACGACAAACUAAAAUUAUUGGAUUUUAUGAAAAAAUUCCGUGAAAAUAAAAUCGGAAUUAGUUGUGGAGGUUGUUUCAUUCUUUCAAAGGAGAGUCCUGUGCAGGUGUACAAUAACUUCUAUACCAUGUACAACAUGCUCUUAAGUAUCCGUGAUAUUUUGACAAACACGAAAAGAAACUGCACGCUUUUAACAGCGCAAUCGUCGACUGUUAAUUAUACAGCGUGA